AUGUGGUUCUGGUUGCAGGACAAGUUGCUGGAUGACACCAGCAUCACGCACCUGUUCUCGAUUACCAAGUACACCGGCUUGCUUGCCACUGGCCUCACAGCUGAUGCGAGGUCCUUGGUCUCCCAAGCAAGAAAUGAAGCAGCUGAGUUCCGUAAAAAAUGGGGAUAUGAGAUGCCUGUGGAUGUAUUAGCAAAAUGGAUAGCAGACAAAGCACAAAUAUACACGCAGCAUGCGUACAUGAGACCCCUUGGUGUUGUUGCCAUGGUCUUGGGUUACGAUGAAGAGAAAAAUGCUCAGCUCUUCAAGUGUGACCCCGCAGGUCACUUCUUUGGACACAAGGCAACUAGUGCCGGACUGAAGGAGCAGGAAGCAAUAAAUUUUCUGGAGAAGAAAAUGAAGGAUAGCCCCCAGUUCUCAUAUGACGAAACUGUUCAGAUUGCGAUUUCUGCAUUGCAAUCUGUUCUGCAGGAAGAUUUCAAGGCUACCGAGAUCGAGGUCGGUGUUGUGAGGAAAGAAGACCGUGUCUUCCGGUCACUCACGACAGAGGAGAUUGAUCAGCACCUAACAGCCAUUAGCGAGCGCGACUGA
This is a messenger RNA of Triticum turgidum subsp. durum (durum wheat), 588 nucleotides long. The record is from the annotation of a GenBank genome assembly. NCBI's taxonomy places the organism in Eukaryota, Viridiplantae, Streptophyta, Magnoliopsida, Poales, Poaceae.